AUCCCACUCAAGAUGUGAGUGGACUUGCUCAACAAACAAGUUCCUAAAGACGUGGACACAUUUAAUGUCUGCGCGUCUCUCCAAAGUGAGUGGGAGCUGAAGAAUGGAUUCAGAGGAGGGGAGGAUAUCGGUGUGGGUGUGCAGACAGGAGAAGAUCAUCCUGGGUUUAUCCAAACGCACAACCUGCUCCGACGUGGUCAAAGUUCUCCUGGAGGAUCCAAGCAGUCGGAAGCAUCUUCAAGCUGCCAGUACGCAUGACUGCUACUGCAUCGUGGAGAAAUGGAGGAGCUUCCAGAGGAUUCUCCCCAACAAAACCAGGAUAUGGCGCCUCUGGGUGGCGUGGGGGGAGCAGCGCGACCAGGUGAAGUUCGUGCUGAUGGACAGCGAGGUGUUUGUGGACAAGUGCGCAGCCAGGAGCGCAGAAGCACGGGUGGUGGUGCUCAGCAAGCCGAACCCUUUUGUGUCCAAAUGGAACACGACCUCUCCGCUGGUGGUGGAUCUUCCCCCUGAUAAACAGUGUCGCAUCGUCAGGAAAGCUUUCAGGAAGUUGGAGAAGAUGCAGCAGAAGAAACGCAGGGACUUCUCUUCUUCAUCUUCUACGGAGAAGAUGCAGAAUUUGGCUCAUCUUGUGGUCUCCCAGGAUAACACCAUCCGCCUGCAAGCUCUCAGGAUUCAGGAACUGGAUGCUGAGAUUGAAAACCGUGAGACCCAAGUCCAUGUGGACAGAACCAGAAGCCAUGGCAUCAAUUAUGUGCAGGACGCUUAUUUAUUACUGGAGGACGAUGCAGGAGCUUCCAGCCAGCAGAUGUGCUCUUUGGAGGUCUUCUUCCACUUGUGUGAGGAGCUCAUGAGGCUCCAGGAGAAGCUGUGGGAGCAGGAGGCGCUUGCCGACAUGCUGACCAUGCAGAUGGAGGAGGAGCUCAACCACCACUGGAUGCAGAGGAGGCUCCAGGAGAUGCACAGGAGCACACGUGAAGGCCAAGAGGAUCCGGUGUUGUUUUUGGAGGAGGAGAGGCUGAGAAGUCAGCUGGACGUGAGCUUGUACAUCGGCCUGCGCCUCCGCUCGGAUUUGGAGGCUAUUAGGGGCGAUUUGGAGCUCAGCCGGCAGAUUUGCAGCACCCGGGAGGAGGAGAUGAGGGAUUUGUUGGAGAAAAUGAACUCUUUGGGUCUCGAGGACGGGGCCAACACAGAGGGGGAGACAGAUGAGGACGGCGGGAUGAGGAUGAGGAUGAUGAUGAGCGUUCUGGAGAGGAAGAGUGAGUGGGUGGAGCAGGCCAGGGGUCUGUCCAAAUGUCACAGGGGGAACGACGACGACUCAGACACUGGUUUAAGCUCCUUGCACAGCCAGGAGUCUGACAGCCUGACUGUGUGCGAGUCUUUGGUCUAGACCUGAGAACUGGACCAGGGACUUGGUCACAACCUUAAGUACACAUCCAUAAUGGGAGCCAAUAGAAGGUCAGCAUCGAUGGACUUGGUAACUUGGUGCACAUCUGCAUUGAUUGACCUUCCAUCCCCUUCAAAUAGUUCCUUCUGGUGGUCAUGAUAUGAUUGAUUCAUAGCACAUAACCGCAUUUACACACAACUGCAUUGAUAACAACAUCAUCAUUAAAGUUUAUUUUUAUGAUAAUA
Doryrhamphus excisus (bluestripe pipefish) is the source of this 1629-nucleotide messenger RNA. RefSeq names its product Ras association domain family member 10b (gene rassf10b). The record is from RefSeq and is a predicted model, not a curated record. Gene Ontology annotation, biological process: signal transduction. NCBI's taxonomy places the organism in Eukaryota, Metazoa, Chordata, Actinopteri, Syngnathiformes, Syngnathidae.